Molecule: messenger RNA, 888 nt
Organism: Humulus lupulus (European hop)
Lineage: Eukaryota; Viridiplantae; Streptophyta; Magnoliopsida; Rosales; Cannabaceae
Product: universal stress protein PHOS34
Exons: 4
Coding region: 145-696 (183 amino acids)
Source: RefSeq, a predicted model, not a curated record
CAACCAAAACUAAGAACACCGGCACAUACCAUAAAAUUAACUCAUAAGAUCGAUCAAGAGAUAAGAAGCUAGUUAGUACUCUGUGUGUGGCAAGGAGUGAAUUGUGUGUGUAUAUAUAUAUAUAUAUAUAUAUUAUCAAUAACUAUGGCGGAGAUGAGGAGGAGAAGGAAGAUGAAGGUGAUGGUGGCAAUGGACGACAGUGAGUGCAGCUUCUACGCUCUCAAGUGGGCGCUGGACCACGUAUUUGUUACGCCGGAGAUGGGAACAGUACUGGCGGAGGAACCGAGCUCGGACGAGGCUGACAUGGUGGUUCUGGUCCAUGUUCAGCAGCCUUUCCAGCACUAUGCCUUCCCCGCUGGACCAGGUGGAUCCGCGGUAUAUGCAACAACAUCAGUGGUGGAAUCAGUGAAGAAAGCUCAAGAAGAGAACUCUACAGCUUUGAUGUCUCGUGCUUUACAAAUGUGCAGAACGAAGCCGAGUAUCAAAGCCGAAACACUGAUUCUGGAAGGAGAUCCAAAGGACAGGAUUUGUAACGCUACGGAGCAAAUGCAAAUGGAUCUCCUCGUCGUUGGUAGCCGUGGCCUUGGAACCAUCAAGAGAGCAUUUCUGGGGAGUGUAAGUGACUACUGUGCUCAUCAUGCAAAAUGUCCAAUCCUAAUAGUGAGGCCACCGAAGGAAACUACUGCUACCAAGUGAACGACUCAUGUUUCUCCAUGAACAAUAUGGCCUCUUUCCUAUAUAUGAAGCAAAAGUACUGUAAUUGCGUAAACUUAGUAUCUUAAUGAAUAAGUUGGGAUUUUUUUUUAAUAAAUAGUUUCUCUGUAGGUAUGUACAAGUUUGCAAAAGUGCUUUGUGUAAUAAGAUAAGAGGAACAGUAUAUUUAUAUGA